Molecule: messenger RNA, 1257 nt
Organism: Cannabis sativa
Lineage: Eukaryota; Viridiplantae; Streptophyta; Magnoliopsida; Rosales; Cannabaceae
Product: DNA-directed RNA polymerases II and IV subunit 5A
Exons: 5
Coding region: 418-1020 (200 amino acids)
Biological process (GO): DNA-templated transcription
Cellular component (GO): RNA polymerase II, core complex; RNA polymerase III complex; RNA polymerase I complex
Molecular function (GO): DNA-directed RNA polymerase activity; DNA binding
Source: RefSeq, a predicted model, not a curated record
AUGGGCUUUAAAAUCCCAUAAACUAUUGCCAAAGUUGAAAAAAGCCAUAUAAAGGAGUCCAUAGUUAAAUAUGCCAUAUUUAUCAUAAAAGGUUUAAAAAAACCAUAUACCAUGUAAAUUCUACUUUUUUUUUUUUUUAAGUUUUGGGACUUCACGUGUAUGUUGGGCCAUAAGAAAAGAAGGUUUUUGAUGGCCCAAUAGAGUAAAUGGGUAUUCUUCGGCUACAAGAAACUUUUGGAUGGACGGCAUUUGGGAAGUUUCCUCUCUUUCUAUAAAAUCAAUCUUCAUUCGUAUCUUCAUCCUCUUGAUUCCUCGUCUUAAAAUUCUUCACUCUUUUUCGAUUAAGAAUCAAGAAGGGAGCAAGUAAAUCAGGCUCGUCAACUCAGCAAGUUAAUCAAAAUCGAUCGAUCGAAGAAUAUGGGUAUAGAUGAUGAAGAGAUAACAUGGCUAUUCUGUAUAAGAAGAACACUGAUGCAAAUGCUUAGGGAUCGAAACUAUUUAGUUGAAGAUUGUGAAAUCAACAUGACUAAACAACAAUUCAUCGACGCCAAUCAUGCCCAAAAAAUGAGGAAAUAUCCUACCACCUUAUACUUCACUGCAGCAAAAAGGAAUGAUGACUCUGAUCAGAAGAUUUGUGUUUUUUUCUCCGCUGAAAAGGAUAGUAGUGGCGUGGACAAGAUGCUUAGGCCAUCUAUGAAAGCAAUCGUAGUUUUUAAAGAAAAAUUGCCUAAUAUUAAUAAAUUACGUAGACAGUGUGGCGCUGAAAUUUUCCAGGAAGAAGAAUUGUUAGUUAACGUAACAGAGCAUGCUCUUGUUCCUAAGCAUGAGGUUCUAACAGAGGAGGAGAAGAAGGCUUUGUUGGAGUUUUACAACAUUUCAGAUUCACAGCUUCCAUGGAUAAGAACUACUGAUCCAAUUGCAAGAUACUAUGGGUUAAGGCGUGGACAAGUUGUCAAGAUAACUCGGCAUAGUGAGCUUGAAGGCCAAUCUGUCAUCUACCGAUGUUGUAGCCACUCCUAAUUAAUAAUAUAUAGAUAUAUAUUUUGAGAAACACUCCUAAUUUUUUGUUUGGUUUUGGAUUUUCUCCAUUCAUUUUUAUUUUGUUGAACACUAUUCUAUAUGACUUAAAUAUUUUGUAUGGCUUCAACAACACAGUCAUGUCUUAUAUAUAUAGAAAGCUAAUUCAAUUCGUUUUUUGUAUCACUAUAUGAAGAUUUUAUUGAUUCCGAAGUAUGAUGUUUCGUAAUUAUAAUGCUA